AUGAUGCACCCGUCGAGACAGGCGUACGUGGAGGAAGCUGAGGACACGGACAUGGGCAUUGACUUGGCGAACAUCCCCGUCGACCGCAAUUAUGACCUCCCCUCCGCCGCGGCGGGCAUUCCGCCCGAAAGAGCGUCAGCCAUCUUGUCACAGUUUGAAAGGAAGCGAAGAGCCGCAGCCAUGGCGGUUCCGACGGAUGAUGGCCGGGUGCGCGCACGACUACGCGAACUGGGUGAACCGAUUACACUGUUUGGAGAAGGCCCUGCAGACCGGAGAGACCGACUGCGGGAAUUGUUGACCGAUCUGGCAGAACGACAAGAAGCGGCGGCGGCAGAGGGCGAUGUUGAGAUGAUGGAGGCUAUGGGCGAAGGGGACGAAGCUGAAGAGGAGGCAGAGCAGCAGGAGGAAUUCUAUACGGAGGGCACCAAUGAGCUCUUGCAAGCCCGGAAGGACAUUGCGCGUUUCUCGCUACCUCGCGCAAAGGCGCGCGUGGCCCGACUGAGAGAGGAAUCGACAAUACCUCUACGGACGCAUAUCAAGCAUCGAAAGGCGAUCAAGCAAAAGCUACAUAACUUCGAUCUGUACGGGUCCCAGAUUGCGGGCGACCGCCCUGUCAGUAUCUGUCGGUUCUCCCCCGACGGGCAAACUAUCGCGACCGGUAACUGGGGCGGUGGCAUCCGCUUGCUUACAGUGCCCAACCUUGAAGAGAAGCUGUCACUCCAGGCACAUAAUGAUCGAGUCGGUGGGCUUUCAUGGUUCCCCGGAGCUACGUUGCCUACAUCGAAUGUUUCGGAGUCGACGGUGAAUCUAGUGUCGGGAGGAGGUGAAGGAAAUGUUCGUUUGUGGUCUCUAGACAAGGACCAGCCCUUGGCGACGCUGUCUGGCCACAGCGGCCGUGUCUGCCGGACCGAGUUCCACCCAUCGGGUCGAUAUGUUGCCUCCGCUUCUUACGAUACCACCUGGCGGCUGUGGGACGUGGAAACUACGGCCGAGCUCUUGUUGCAAGAAGGUCAUUCCCGUGAGGUCUACACAGUCGCAUUCAACAACGACGGCUCGCUCCUGGCGAGUGGCGGAUUGGACAGUAUCGGACGAAUUUGGGAUCUCCGGACGGGCCGCACGGUCAUGAUUCUGGAGGGGCAUAUUCGGGAAAUCUUCGGUAUGGAUUGGGGCGUGGAUGGCUAUCGAGUGUUGUCCGGUUCGGGCGAUGGUUGGGUCAAGUGCUGGGACUUGCGUCAAGUUCGGAAUAGCGGUGGCAUUGGAGCGCAUAAGAGCGUGGUGUCUGAUCUCCGUUGGUAUAAGGGCGCGGACAGUGGCUUCGACAAGAACGUGAAUAUCUUUAGCGCAGAUGACUGGUCGUUGGUGAAGACGUUGAGUGGACAUGCGGGCAAUGUCCUCAGCACAGACAUCAGCGCCGAUGCGCAGUGGAUUGCCAGCUGCGGACAUGACCGAACGGUGAAGCUCUGGGGGAUUGAAUGA
Messenger RNA from Aspergillus niger, 1476 nucleotides. RefSeq lists its product as uncharacterized. Gene Ontology annotation, molecular function: protein binding; U4 snRNA binding; U6 snRNA binding. Gene Ontology annotation, biological process: mRNA splicing, via spliceosome. Lineage: Eukaryota; Fungi; Ascomycota; Eurotiomycetes; Eurotiales; Aspergillaceae. The transcript is spliced from 4 exons. Gene Ontology annotation, cellular component: U4/U6 x U5 tri-snRNP complex. Bases 1 to 1476 code for a protein of 491 amino acids. The record is from RefSeq and is a predicted model, not a curated record.